This is a messenger RNA of Verticillium alfalfae VaMs.102, 1328 nucleotides long. RefSeq names its product yippee. The record is from RefSeq and is a predicted model, not a curated record. Gene Ontology annotation, cellular component: ubiquitin ligase complex. Bases 476 to 808 code for a protein of 110 amino acids. Lineage: Eukaryota; Fungi; Ascomycota; Sordariomycetes; Glomerellales; Plectosphaerellaceae. The transcript is spliced from 2 exons.
AGGCAGCAAACAUCCACCUGGACUGCCUACAUACAACCCUUGUCUGGUUGUGUAGAAGAAGCUUUCUUACUCUCAGACCAGAUUUGUCUUCAGAACAGAUUCCUUGGGUUUUGACCCGGUCUUCCUCCUGCUCCUCUUCCGAUCCUUUGGGCUUGCACGCACCUUGAACUGGGUCGUCAUUCUUAAUGAACCUACUCCUCGCUUGUACUCACCUCUCUGUCUCUUCCCCAAGCCUAGCAGCGACAAUCGGCACUGGCCUCACUCCUUCAGGGAAGAUUGCGAACACAUUGCACCAAGCUUUGAACCCGAGCUUUCAAGGAGGCCAAUAAACAGACGAGGAAUCCCCGCUUUGCGCAGCUGCAACCUGGCGGAUACAAUCAAGUCCCAUUACAACCGCGUUGCAGCUCACGAUCACUGUCCCCGCGCUCAGUUUCUCUGCGCUGUUCCCCGUCAUUCAGUCAAGUACACGUAGAAGAUGGGCCUCGCCUACAACACGUACCUCAACAGCAGCAAAAUCUACGGCUGCAAGACGUGCAAAGCGCACCUCGCCAAUCAUGAGGACAUAAUCAGCCGAAACUUUCGAGGCCAGCACGGCAAAGCCUAUCUAUUCAAUAAUGUCGUGAACAUUGACAUGGGCGAGCCAAGCGAGCGCAAUAUGACAACUGGGAGGCAUAUCGUCCGUGAUAUCACUUGCCGACAGUGCAAAGAGACCGUGGGAUGGAAGUACGACAAGGCGUACGAAACUACUGAGAAGUACAAGGAGGGCAAGUUCAUUCUGGAGGCGGAGCUUCUCUGCAAUGUGACGUGAGGUUUCUUGUAUGGGACCUCUGGCCGGCCUAGAGUCGACAGUCGCUCACGGCAAACAUACUCGGGUUCUUACACUCCACCCCGCAUCGACAUUGGCCUCGAGUCACAUCGAAAGAGCAGUAGUUGAGGAUAUAAAUAUUCGGUAUUUAUCUAGAAAAUGAAGCACAAGGUUGCCUCAUGUCGAACAUCGAGGAGUAAGGAGAACCCGUGUCUGCGCAUCUUGGAAGGGAUGUUACUUGCAUGUCGUAAUAUUGUCCGGCUUGCGUGAACACGUUCUCUCAAUUCGAUUGUUGCUUCUAUUCUCCUUGAUAAACGUCGGAGGCUCCCUGCCUAAUGCUGAAUAGGAUCCUCUGGCAACAGCUCUUCAAUCUCCUCAUCAGGUCGUAACGCUUUGAAGGGUGGCUGCACAAUGCCAUUGAAGACGAAUGUGAAGUAGACAAGCAGCGCAAAGCCAACAACCUGCAGCCACUUGAAGGUCUCCCAACGAAGACCGAGAGACACUAUCCAGAUGAAGAGUGUCC